GAGCCCUCACUCUUCAACUUAUUUGACCCCCGGGCAGCGUCACAAAAUCCGAAGGGUCGCAGUGGCACGUGCACGCCGCUCAGCAUUUCCAACAUCUUCGCCCGCCAGCAGCUCGCGCCUAACAUGAGUGACUUCUUUUGGCUGCGGUGCAGUCCUCGCGCUGUCACCGUUGUUGGAUCUGGAGGCUGGUUUUGUUGUUGCUCUGACGUCAGCGAGAGCUACAAUGGAGCUGACAACGUGAUUAGUAUAAAAGCCGGUUUGAAAGCUCGCGCUCCGGUGCUCCCAGCUGCUGCUCGGCACCGUUUUAACAUCAGACUGCAGCACGAGGGAGGGCUGAAGGGAUCAAGAUGCACUCAGCGAGCUUCAUACCCAUCCUUUUACUUCAGCUGACUUUCCUCGCGGUGUUGCAUGGUGCAAAAUGGACGUACAAUGGGCCAGAAGGAGAGCACCACUGGUCAAAGCAUUAUCCAUACUGUGGGGGAGCGUUCCAGUCUCCCAUAGACAUCAAGUCAGAGCUGCUGAGGUUCGACCCAACUUUACGUCCAAUUGAGAUCCAAAACUACAAGCUGUCGCCAAAUGAGCAGCUGACACUUGGAAAUAAUGGGCAUUCUGUACAAAUAUCGCUUCCGUCUAAGAUGCACAUCUCCAGCCUGCCUCAUCGCUACACUGCAGCUCAACUCCAUUUUCACUGGGGCUCGUCCGGCAGACCCUCAGGCUCUGAGCACACGGUGAACAGUAAGCAGUACGCAGCCGAGAUGCAUGUAGUACACUUCAAUUCAGACAAGUAUCCCAAUAUGUCCAUGGCUGUAGACAAAUCUGACGGCCUGGCUGUGCUGGGUGUCCUGAUCGAGGUUGGAGAGUUCAAUCCAGCAUUUGAACAGUUUCUGAGGUUCAUCAACGGUAUCAAAUACAGGGAUCAGCGAGUGCAGGUGCCCGGUUUCAACAUCAGAGCUCUGCUGCCGGCACGUUUGGACGAGUUUUACCGCUAUGACGGGUCCCUGACGACUCCUCCGUGCUAUCCCAGUGUCCUGUGGACAAUUUUCAGGAAUCAUGUUACAAUUUCUCGAAAACAGUUUUUAGACAUGGCAACAGCCCUCUACUCGUCCCAUGCCCAGGAAUCGUCCCCCGUGCCUCUAAAUGGUAACUUCAGGAAACCGCAACUUGUCGACAGCCGGGUGGUGCUGGUAUCUUUUAAAGAGGGCAGAGGACUGCAAAGUACUCGGACAGUCACAUCUCCACUCAUGAGGAAGCGAGUCGUUCAGCAGCUGCUCGUCGGUGACCUAGCAGACCUGGCUGAUGAAGGGCUCUAUCAACUCCUACCAAGUGCUUCAGAGAAGGUCCAUGCUGGCAAGAAGAAAGACCUCAAGAACCAGCACUCUCCGGCCAAAUCCAAACAACACACGCUCAAUCCAUCUUUGAAGAAGAAGAGCCAGAACCACCGCCCUGUGGGAAAGCUCGGGCUGGCUGAAGAUGCACUGUGCUACAUCUCACUGGAGCACAACGUUUUACAUCAGCUCAAACUAUCUCACGCUGAGAACCAGCUGGUUCAGGCUCUCAGAGAUGAAGCUCUCCCCAAGCUGAAUCUAAAGAGCUACCUGGACUGUAAGUCAGACUUAGCCCUCCCCACUAUCAGAAACAUUCUGCGUGGACGACCAACAGAUGAGGCUUUUGAGUUAGAUCGCUCCCUGACAAAAGCCUUGAUGACCAAGCAAAAGACUUCCCCAGCAAUCAAACCAAGUGUGCCAGGGAAAAACCAUGGCAUCUCCCCCUCUCCUUCUGUUCCCAGGAAGCCACACAGCCAGGGUUAUCCACAUCCUUGGCUUUUGCCAAUGGAGUGGGAAGACUAGAUUCUUGGCAUAGUUGCAUCUCACAUUAUGUCACUUUGUGUAGCAGUCAUGAGUUAUGACUGAGUCACGAAAUGAAAGACUAGUUUUCAAGCGAGGCCCUGCAAUUCUUUGACCCAUCUUUCUUACAAAUGUAUUUAACAUUAACUUAUUUUUUCUACACUUCAUUAUAAUAACAUUUCUAACAGAAAAAGUUGUAACUUACUGUAGUUAUGUUUUUUUGCAAACAAACGCCAAUUUAUAACCAGUCAUCCCCAGUGAUUGUGCUUGUUGGGGAAAUAUUUUCCAAGGUCCAUAACAUUGAUCCAGUUUAUCAGUUCAAACUUUC
Molecule: messenger RNA, 2172 nt
Organism: Notothenia coriiceps (black rockcod)
Lineage: Eukaryota; Metazoa; Chordata; Actinopteri; Perciformes; Nototheniidae
Gene: ca12
Product: carbonic anhydrase XII
Exons: 9
Coding region: 348-1847 (499 amino acids)
Cellular component (GO): plasma membrane
Molecular function (GO): carbonate dehydratase activity; zinc ion binding
Source: RefSeq, a predicted model, not a curated record